This is a messenger RNA of Acomys russatus (golden spiny mouse), 665 nucleotides long. RefSeq names its product anaphase-promoting complex subunit 15-like. The transcript has a single exon. Gene Ontology annotation, cellular component: anaphase-promoting complex. Bases 5 to 349 code for a protein of 114 amino acids. Lineage: Eukaryota; Metazoa; Chordata; Mammalia; Rodentia; Muridae. The record is from RefSeq and is a predicted model, not a curated record. Gene Ontology annotation, biological process: regulation of mitotic cell cycle spindle assembly checkpoint.
AGCCAUGUCCCCCUUGUUCCCUUCACUCUUCCCUCGUGUGACUGAGACACUGUGGCUUAAUCUGGACCGACCCUGUGUGGAGGAGACAGAGCUGCAGCAGCAGGAGCAGCAGCAGCAGGCCUGGCUCCAAAGCAUCAUUGCAGAGAAAGACAACAACCUGGUACCUACUGGCAAGCCUGCCUCAGAGCACUACGAUGAGGAGGAGGAAGAGGAUGACAAAGAUGAUGAAGACAGUGAAGAGGAUUCAGAAGAUGAUGAGGAUGAGAUGAAUGACUAUAAUAAGUCAGCUGAUGAUGGAGAGGUCAAUGAGGUGGACAUGGAAGGCAACGAACAGGAUCAGGACCAGUAGAUGAUCUAGGUAGACAAGCCAAGGUGGCCUCAGGGUGAUUCCAGCCACCCCAACCUAUUUUGCAUUCACAGCCUCAGCUCCUCAACCUGAAGAACCAGCUUGUGGCUGUAGUGCCUAAAGCUUUGCCUUAGGCACUUUGUCAGCUGCUGCCAGGACAGGGUCUCCUUGGGCCCUUGCAGGCCAUCAGUCUUCCCCUGAAUCCCUGGAGCCUGAGCCCACCCCACCUUCCUGGCUGGUACCUCAUUCCUUGGUAGCCAGGUGUGGUCCCUUUCUAACCCUCUUAAUAAAGACACAGGAUUGACUCUUACAAAAGAAA